CUACAGCUGCGCCUGCGCAACCUCAGUUACAUAGCAGAGGUUCGCGCGGUCGCUCUGAACGUUUUUAAAUUAUAUUUAUGUGUUAAUAUAUUGUGACUAUGAAAUUACUGAUAGGUGGAUUGCUGUUGCUGACAGGUGUGUUUGCAGAGCGCUGGCAGUGGCCUGACGCGGACCAAGCUGAGUCCGUGAGGAUCGAUACCAAAGUGCGCUUCAUCGAUAAACCUACUUCUGAAAGAGAGCACCGCAGCAGCAUCCAACAGGACGAAGAUGCGGCCUUCAAGCAGCCCACAGAUACGGAGGGGUUCUACAACCAGCCGCCCGGCGCCGGCCGUUUCCCCGUCAAGAGCGAGCGAAGCGAUAACUACCAGGACUCAAGGAACAGUUACAGGAAUCAAUUGUUAGAAGCCGAAAGCACAGUGGACAUGCUGCAGUACUGCAAAUGUGAAUAUUCGCCUAACUGCAACCUGCGCUCUGAUUACAGCAACGCAUGUGGAGCAAACCAGUACCUUUGUUGUUACACAAAACCCAACAAAGUGUAUCCACAAAAUUCCGAAUUCUUCAAUGAAGUGAACGACGAACGUCUCCGAAUUUAUCCUGGACAAGAAUAUCUCGCUGGGCCCUUUCCACCUCCCACUUACAACCCUAACUAUUCACAAAACAACGAAAGGGAUAGAAACCGAAAUCCUGGAAUUCUGGUUGGUCCUGAAGGCCCCACCGGUAACGUCGGUCCUCACAGACCCAUUCACUUAGGUUCCAGUGCAGAUGCUGCUAAACCAGUACUCGUUGGACCAGAAGGACCUACAGGAAUCAUUGGUCCAAAUGAAAAUACACAUCAAAACUACGGACAAAGCGGAAGCGCGCAGAGAGGAGUACUCGUCGGCCCCGGGGGACCCACAGGAAUAAUUGGCCCUGCAUAUAACAGACCAGUCUUAGUUGGACCCGGCGGACCAACUGGUAUUAUUGGCCCCCGCAGGCCAGGAAUUUUGGUAGGUCCAGGUGGACCGACUGGCAUUAUUGGACCGAAGAGACAGGGGGUAUUAGUUGGUCCAGGUGGACCUACAGGAAUCAUUGGGCCUGCUGGAAUAAACAGACCUUCAAAUGGACCAGGAAUUUUAGUUGGCCCCGGUGGUCCUACCGGUAUAAUCGGCCCAGGAAGGCAGAUUCUGGUUGGCCCUAACGGUCCCACCGGCCACAUCGGUCCGAGAAACAGCUACGGUAAAUAAUGUGUGUAUUUGUGUGCAUCUGUGAUAACCAAUGACUAAUUUAUUCCUUGUGCUGUAAUUGAAUCAUUGAAAAUGAACAUUGUUGUAUAUGUAUAAUAUUAUAACAGCGCUAACGUUGUGAAAAUUUUGUUAUCAUAACAUGUUAUGACUGUUUCUUGACUUCUUGAUAGCAUAGAGUGACGAGUCAAUCUGGAAACAUAAAGCCUGAUACUAAGAGUUAUGUAAACAUGAUUUACGAACACUUAAACAUCUUCUUUACAAAUAGAUAUGCGAGAGAAAAGAGCUAAACGCAGAAAGUGUCACAGAUUUGUGAAGAAGAUUAGACAUUAUCAAUAAAAUGCAAAUAUGAAGUUCAUCUCGUAUGUAAGUAAAUGGUAAACAAUCUCUGUCACUAAUGAAGUAGAACUUACAAUAAAUGUUCUAUGUAUUCUUCUAAGUUUAUAAUAUUAUUUUCAUGUGUGAUAACUUGGCUCUCUUUGUAAAAUAAGUGUUUAUUUUAUUUAUUUCUGUGAAAACUUUUGUGCUUAAAUUGACUGUUAAUUUGUUGUUUUUUUAUUACUAUACUUAAUAAUUAAUCACUCCAGAUUUACGUCAAGUUGUUUUUCUGCGUACUGUAUUUUAAUUUUAGCUUUUAGUUCUUCUAGUAUUUUGUUUGUUGUAAUAUUAUUAAUUCAACCAUUAUUUUCUGUGAUAAGGCCAUUAUUGUAAGAUUAAAGAUUUAUAAAAAUUACAGAAUGUACAUGACAAAGAAAAUUAUGAAGGAAUUUCGAAGAGAUUUCAACAUCAUCAUAAUAAAAGUGUAUUACACAAUAA
This is a messenger RNA of Colias croceus (clouded yellow), 2036 nucleotides long. Its product is annotated as collagen alpha-2(I) chain-like. NCBI's taxonomy places the organism in Eukaryota, Metazoa, Arthropoda, Insecta, Lepidoptera, Pieridae. The record is from RefSeq and is a predicted model, not a curated record. The transcript has 6 exons. Bases 99 to 1223 code for a protein of 374 amino acids.